Messenger RNA from Lentinula edodes (shiitake mushroom), 2088 nucleotides. Its product is annotated as phosphatase 2A regulatory B subunit-domain-containing protein. NCBI's taxonomy places the organism in Eukaryota, Fungi, Basidiomycota, Agaricomycetes, Agaricales, Omphalotaceae. Gene Ontology annotation, biological process: signal transduction. Gene Ontology annotation, molecular function: protein phosphatase regulator activity. The record is from RefSeq and is a predicted model, not a curated record. The transcript is spliced from 8 exons. Gene Ontology annotation, cellular component: protein phosphatase type 2A complex. Bases 1 to 2088 code for a protein of 695 amino acids.
AUGAAAGGUCUUAAAAAGACUUUGCUGAACAGAAAGAGCUCGCAGGACAGCACGUCCAAGAAAGAACAGAAAGCAAAUGCUUUAGCAGCCUCUGCGGCUGCUAAUCCACCACCACCACCCCCUAAUACUUCCAAGCCACUGCCGAAUCCGACCAUUUCUCUCAACAAUGCUUCUAAUCACUCCUCUCAACCUCGUUCAUCGUCCCCUGCCUCGUCGCAACCUUCUACUCCGGACCGCAGGCACUCCGGCGAUGCUUCGCUUUCUCCUCCUAUCGUCGUCGUCAGUCCCGAUAACUCGGCAGAAUCAGCUCAUCGCACUCAACUUUUGUCUGAACGGCACGCCUCGAAUCUUGAUAGCCAAGGAAAUGCCACUCCCCCUCGUAAUACUACCCUCAACCGCCUAAGAGCCGGACCCAAGGAUACCAUCCCUAUCGUUGGUAAACCUCCGCGGAAGCAGAGGAGCAGUCGUUUCGUCGUGACGGAAAAGGUCGAAAUAGAGAGACUUCCACCAUUCAUCGAAACACCUGUGAAUGAGCGACCGAUCCUUUUCAUCAAAAAGCUACACCAGUGCCGGGUCCUGUUUGACUUCAACGACGCCAGUGCCGAACUCAAGGGUAAACAGAUCAAGGCUCAAACGUUGCAUGAGAUGCUGGAGUAUAUCACCACGCAGCGUGGUGUUAUUACCGAAAGUGUAUACCCCGAGGUGGUCAACAUGUUUGCCGUUAACCUCUUCCGUUCGAUACCCCCACCUGUGAACCCCAUCGGAGAUGCGUUUGAUCCCGAAGAGGAUGAGCCUGUCCUCGAACUCGCUUGGCCUCACCUUCAAAUCGUGUAUGAAUUCUUUCUUCGAUUUGUCGAAAGCCCCGAUUUCAAUACGAAUUUGGCCAAACGGUACAUCGACCAACCCUUUGUUCUCAAUCUUCUCGAACUUUUUGACUCGGAAGAUCCGAGGGAACGCGACUUUUUGAAGACGACGUUACAUAGGAUCUAUGGAAAAUUCUUGAACCUCCGUGCGUUCAUCAGGCGCUCCAUCAAUAACGUUUUUUACCACUUCGUCUAUGAAACUGAACGCCACAAUGGUAUUGCUGAGUUACUGGAAAUCCUAGGCUCUAUUAUCAACGGUUUCGCCCUGCCUCUCAAAGAGGAGCACAAGAUCUUCUUAACCCGCGUACUCAUUCCCCUCCACAAAGUCAAAAGCCUUUCGCUAUAUCAUCCUCAGUUGGCCUAUUGCGUAGUGCAAUUCUUGGAAAAGGAUCCAUCACUGGCGGAGGAUGUGAUGAUGGGCUUGCUCCGGUACUGGCCCAAGGUCAACUCUCCCAAGGAGGUGAUGUUUCUGAACGAAGUGGAAGAAGUACUUGAUGUCACCGAUCCUGUAGAAUUCCAGAAAAUUCAGGUGUCAUUGUUCCAGCAGCUGGCCCGAUGCAUCAACAGUCAGCACUUCCAAGUAGCCGAACGGGCGUUGUUGUAUUGGAAUAACGAAUAUGUGGUGAACUUGAUGAGCGAUAACCUCGCGACCAUCCUUCCAAUCGUUUUCCCUGCCUUGUACACCAACUCGAAAUCGCACUGGAAUAGAACAAUACAUGGCAUGGUAUACAACGCCCUGAAGUUGUUCAUGGAAAUUAACCCCGAUCUAUUUGAUGAAACGAUGCAGCAAUACAAGCAACGGAAGAUCAACGAGCAACAACAAGCCGUCAGUCGAUUUGAAGCUUGGCAAAAGAUGCGUCAAAAGGCCGUAGAAAAUAUAGGAGGAAAGUUGCCUGAGGGAUUUGUCGAGAUACCGUAUCCGUCUCCACCUCCGCCACCAUCAGCUGAAGAUGUCGAUAUUCUUGAUCUGUCGAUGGAGUUGAACGCAGCAUCGAUUGACGACGUGACAGGAGGUCUAGACGAGCACGGCAUCGAACGGGUGCCCAUGGCUGACCCGGGACUGGAUCAAAUGUACCCCGAUGUGGGAACAGACCUUACAGCAUCGAGUCCUGGUCAAAGCCCCCAUGUUCGCCGAAAAAGUGUGCUACCAGUGGAUCCUUCGGUUCUUCAUGAUCUACAGGCGCAUCGAAGUCUUGAUGAACCUAAUAGGAACGGUUUACAUUGA